GAUCCUCGCCGGCAGCUUCGGAAUUUGAGCUGCUUCAGCCGCUCAGCACCUCAGACUUUCGGCCGCUUGUAACCAGGGCUAAGCCGGGACUCGGUCCCUUCCUCGCCGAGAAUGCUGGCCCCCUAAUUACCUGUCCCCAAACUUUCCCUCAGCCGAAGCGUCGGCAAGGUGGUCCGACGGGCAGAAGUGCGCCCUGCUGGGGCUCUGCUCCUUCUGGCAGCUUCGCAGAACUCGUGAAGUACCGGGCUUCUGGGUGGAUCUUCACCGCCAUCAUAGGAUUGCUCACCACCUGCAGCCCUGAAAACCCACUAAAAAACACCGUGGUUGCGGGGAGGAGCGCAUCUUCAGCACCCUGGUGGAUUUGAGCUGUAGGUGGCAGGUGUUCUUUUCCCUGGCGUCUUCCUCGGAGGCUGGCAGGAUGAUGAAGAAAUGAUACUGAUAGGAAAGCAAUUCCCUUCAACCAACUCCUGUUUUCCUGAGAAAGCCCGUGGAAGAUCCAGGAGGCCUCUUGAGUACUUGUUGCCUAGAGUGUGAGCCUUGAGAUGACCAUGAGUGGCCAGCCACUAACUGGAGAAUGAAUUCAUAAAAGCUCCAUGUUUCCUGCUAGUUAAUGAGCUGUAAUGACUGCUGGGGAACUCCAUUGGGAGAACACAUUCCCGCUUAACUGCAGGAAAGUCAAAGAACAUCCGAGAAACAAAAACCUCAGUUUUGCAAACGCACAAGAUUUCCGUGUUCUCUCAUAGAGAAAACUUUUUCUCAUCUUUGUUUCUCCUGAAACACCUGGAGUGAGGAAAACCUUUGCAGUGGCCAAGCAAGAGACCCAGUAUCUGUGAUUGAAGGGGAUCAACUAAGAGCAACUCCUCACAACAUCAAGGAAGAGACUUUUCAUACUCUUAUCUUGGAAUCAGAAGUUGAAUUUGUGAACAUAAUAUGAUUUAGAAAUCAUGGGUUGUAGCAGUUCUUCAACAGGAAACAAGAAAUCUGAGAAAGUGUUAAAAGCCACCUUGGUCAUCCAGAACUGGUACCGAGGUUACAGAGCUCGGCUGAAGGCCAGACAACACUAUGCCCUUGCCAUCUUCCAGUCCAUCGAAUAUGCUGAUGAACAUGGUCAAAUGCAGUUAUCCAAUUUCUUUACCUUCAUGUUGGAAAACUGUUCACGAGCACGUAAGGAAGAUCCAGAACUUGUAAGUCGGCUUUUUGAAAGCACCUUCCAGGAUAUCAAGGAUAGACAGGAGUAUGUAGGGUUGAUAGAUGUACCAGACUCUUAUGAAGGCCCUCGCCUGGAAUUUCCUCUCACUUUUACUGACAUCAAUCACCUUCUUGAGGCCUUUAAGCAACAACAGAUACUUCAUGCUCAUUAUGUCUUAGAGGUGUUAUUUGAAACCAGGAAACUCCUGAAGCAUAUGCCGAAUUUCACUCAUGUAAAAACUUCUCCCUCCAAAGAGAUAACAGUCUGUGGUGAUUUACAUGGGAAACUGGAUGACCUUUUUUUGAUCUUCUAUAAGAAUGGUCUCCCGUCGGGGAACAACCCGUAUGUUUUUAAUGGUGAUUUUGUAGAUCGAGGCAGUAACUCCGUAGAGGUCCUCAUGAUCCUGCUUGUGAGUUUUCUUGUCUACCCCAAUGACCUGCACUUGAACAGAGGGAAUCAUGAGGAUUUUAUGAUGAAUAUGAGGUAUGGCUUCACAAGAGAAAUCUUGUUUAAAUACAAGCUGCAUGGAAAAAAAAUCUUGCAAAUCUUGGAAGAAGUCUAUACCUUGCUCCCAAUUGGUACAAUUAUUGACAAUGAAAUUCUGGUGAUACAUGGCGGGAUAUCAGAGUCCACAGAUUUGAAUUUACUCCACCGCCUAGAGAGAAGCAAAAUGAGAUCUGUGCUGAUGCCACCAGUGUCAAUAAAUAGAGGCCAUGCCACCGACUCUAAGAAAAGUAAAGGGGACAUUACUGUUACUUCAUCAGGAAAAGUCAAAUCAAAUGGUUUCCCUUCUCAACAGUUAUCAAAGCAUGAAUGGGAGCAGGUCGUUGACAUUCUGUGGAGUGACCCCAGAGGAAGAAAAGGCUGUUAUCCAAACACAAGUCGAGGAGGAGGCUGCUAUUUUGGACCAGACGUUACCUCUAAGAUUCUCAAUAAAUACCAGUUGAAGAUGCUCAUUAGGUCUCAUGAAUGUAAGCAUGAUGGGUAUGAAAUCUGCCAUGAUGGGAAGGUUAUUACCAUAUUUUCUGCUUCUAAUUAUUACGAAGAAGGCAGCAAUCGUGGAGCUUACAUCAGACUGAGUUAUGGUAUGAACCCACGAUUUUUCCAGUACCGAGUAACUAGUUCAACAUGCAUGAGCCCUCUUCACCAAAGGGUACAUGCUAUGGAAACUAGUGCCAUCAGGAUAUUAAAAGAGAGAAUAAUUUCACGAAAAACUGACCUCAUGCAUGCUUUCCAACUUCGAGACCACAGUCGAUCAGGAAAAAUUUCAAUAGCCCAAUGGGCUUUUUCUAUGGAGAGCAUUUUGGGGCUGAACUUACCAUGGAGAUCUCUGAGUUUGCGUCUGGUAAACAUAGACACAAAUGGAAAUGUUGACUACAUGUCCAGCUUCCAGGAUGUCCACAUUGAAAAACCUGUGAAAGAGGUCCAGUCUACUCUAAUUGAAACUCUGUACAGAUACCGAUCUGAUCUGCAAAUCAUAUUUAAUGUCAUUGACUCUGAUCACUCAGGCCUGAUCUCCAUGGAAGAAUUUCGGGCCAUGUGGAAACUUUUCAGGACUCACUACAGCGUUGAUAUUGAUGAUUCCCAAGUUGAUGAGCUUGCCAAUAUAAUGGACUUAAACAAAGAUGGAAGCAUUGACUUUAAUGAGUUUUUAAAGGCUUUCCAUGUAGUGCAUAAAUAUGAGAAGUUGAACACAUCAAAUGCCAAGUUUGCUAACUAUAAAUGAAAGCUUCCCUCAGGCUCCUUGUAAACAGCUGAACUCAAAUCACAAUCUUUCCAGGACCUCCGAAAUUCAUAGUCACUAAUCGAGAAUAAUAGAUCCCAAUUCCCAUCAUAAACAUUGACACAGUAUGGGUGUCGGAAGCCCUUAGCAAACUAUAAUUGGUAGACUAGGUUAAAUGUCAGCUGAUAAGAUUUGCCUCUAAUGUUGGAACUCACCCAUUGCCAUUGAGAAGCUGGGUUUGAGCCUAGUGUUGGUCUCUUGGAUGCCACCUAAUUGGGAGACCAGAGCAGUUUGGAAACAUCCUGAAAGGAACCCACAGAGCACCAGAGAGAACUAUUAAGUUCAACAACUGUGACUGAGGGAUGGGAGGAGGAAUACCAAGCUACUAAUGGAAUAAACUAUUU
Molecule: messenger RNA, 3316 nt
Organism: Urocitellus parryii (Arctic ground squirrel)
Lineage: Eukaryota; Metazoa; Chordata; Mammalia; Rodentia; Sciuridae
Gene: Ppef1
Product: protein phosphatase with EF-hand domain 1
Biological process (GO): detection of stimulus involved in sensory perception
Molecular function (GO): manganese ion binding; iron ion binding; phosphoprotein phosphatase activity
Source: RefSeq, a predicted model, not a curated record